This is a messenger RNA of Dermochelys coriacea (leatherback sea turtle), 3196 nucleotides long. It is a transcript of the gene PELP1, whose product is annotated as proline, glutamate and leucine rich protein 1. Lineage: Eukaryota; Metazoa; Chordata; Testudines; Dermochelyidae. Gene Ontology annotation, cellular component: nucleus. Gene Ontology annotation, biological process: rRNA processing. The transcript has 18 exons. Bases 44 to 3094 code for a protein of 1016 amino acids. The record is from RefSeq and is a predicted model, not a curated record.
AGCGAUGACGUGACCGGCAGGGGGCGGUGCGCGCGCGGGCAGCAUGGCGGCGGCGGCGGCGGCGGGCUCGGGCUGCCCGGGGCGGCUGGUGAUGGAGGCGCUGGGCGGGGUCCGGCCCCUGCCCGGCCUGGUGCGCGGCCUGCGAGACAGCGGGCAGAACCUGCAGGCUCUGGGGGGCCUGAUUGGGGUCACCAAUGCCCGGCUGGGUGCUGCCAAGACACGGUUUGAGGGUCUGUGUCUGCUCUCCCUGCUAGUGAGCGAGAGCCCCACGGAGCCGUUCCAGCAGCACAGCCUGGGCUGGCUGCGGGCCCUGCAGCACCUGCUCCAGUCCCAGGACCCUGCCCCCACCAUGGCGCUGGGGGUGGCCGUGCUGCGGGACCUGCUGCUGUUCUCCUGCCAGCUGCCCGAGCUGGCGCGGGACAUCGGCACCAACCACAUCCCCGGCCUGCUCACCUCCCUGCUGGCCCUCAAACCCGAGUGCCAGCUGUCGGCUCUGGAGGGCAUCAAGGCGUGCAUGACCUUUUACCCGCGGGCCUGCGGCUCUCUCCGGGGCAAACUAGCUGCUUAUUUCCUGUCCCGAGUGGACGCUGAUUCGCCUCAACUGCAGCAGCUGGCGUGCGAAUGUUACGUGCUGCUGCCCUCGCUAGGUGCCGGCUUCACCCAGGGGCUGAAGCACACAGAGUGCUGGGAGCAGGAGCUGCACGGGCUGCUGGCCACGCUGCAUGGCCUGCUGGGAAACCUUUACGAGGGCGCCGAGACCGACCCCCUGCCCUAUGAGGGCCCUGGCGUGGAGCUGCUACUGCCGCCGACGCCGCCCGACGGGGAGACGAGCUUCGUCCUGAACCUGUGCAACCGCUUCUCCGGCCUGGCCAAGUGCCUGCAACUCAUGCUCAGCAGCGAGUUUGUGGCUCCAGUGACGGUUCCGGUCCAGGACGUUCUGGAUCUCGUCUGCCGGGCUCUGAACAUCUCCAUCAAGAACAUUAGCUGGUACGGCGACGGCCCCCUGAGAAUGCUGCUGCUGCCCACUGUCCACCUGCAGACCCUGGAUGUGCUGUCGGCCUUGAUCCUGGCGUGUGGGGCCCGGCUGGCACGCUGGGGCAGCGUUCUGGGCCGGCUCUUCCCCCAGGUUCUGGGCGCCUGGAGCAGCUGCAGGGACUCGGUGCCGCUGGGCCAGGAGAAGCCCUACAGCGCCGUGCGCACCAGGCUCUACCAGGUCCUGGAGCUGUGGGUGCAGGUGGGCGGGGCCGGCGCAGGGGUGCUGCAGGGCCCCCCCCACUGCAGUGAGGCCCUGCUGACCCACCUGCUGAGUGACAUCGUCCCCCCCACGGAUAGCGUCAAGCUGAAAGUGGAGCGCCCUGGCUCGGAGGGGAAGCCCAGCGCCCCCAAGAAGCCAAAGCUCUCGGAGGGGGGUGAGGCCCCCUCCCUGCACCGCAAGCAGGACCCCAUGGCCAACAGUGACGUGUGCAAGGCGGCUCUGCAAGCGUUGAGCUGGGCCAUCAUACUGGGGGGAAGUCUGGUCAAGGAGGAGACCCACAGGAAGCUGCAGGAGCUGGUGGUGCCGCUGCUGCUCCGCCUGGCCCAGGGGGACGUGCCCCCCGGGGGCCCCUACGCCAGCCCGGCCUGCCGCCACCAGCUCUACCGUCUGCUGCUGGCCCUGCUCCUGGCCCCUGCGCCCACCUGCCCCCCGCCCCUGCACUGCGCCCUGCGAGCCUUCACCCUGGGCCAGCGGGACCCCAGCCUGCAGGUGUCGUCCUUCUGCGCCGAAGCCCUGGUGACCUGCAGCGCCCUGGCCCGUCCCCGGGUGCCCUCCUUGCAGCUGCCUCUCCCUGGCUCCACCCCCUCCGCUGGCCCUGCCCCCUCGGAGCUGGCCGCCUCCCCCUUCCGCCAGGCCCCGCCCUUCCCUGCCCCACUGUCUGCUCGCCCCCCGUCCGCCGCCACCAACCACCUGGGGCUGGCGCCACCUCGGCUGCCCCCCUCCGCCACACCCGGCCUGGGCCUGGCGGAGGAGCCCGGGGAGGCGGGCGAUCCCCGGCUGCUGGCCCCGCCCUCUCCCGGGGGCACAGGAGAGGAGGGGGCGGGGCUGGGGGGCAAGCCCCGGCGCCCCGUCUACGUGCACUAUGAGAAGGAGGAGGAGUCGGACGUGGAGAUCUCCCUGGAGAGCGACUCCGACGACAGCGUGGUCAUCGUCCCCAAGGGGCUGCUGCCCAAGCCCCCCCCGCCUCCCCCCGUGCCCCCCUCCCCGCCCCCCGUCCAGCCCCCCGAGGAGCCGCCCGCCACACCCCUCCCGCCCACUGCCGGCGAGGCGCUGCCCAGCCUGGGCGAGGAGAACCCGGCCGUGAUCAACAUCAACAGCAGCGAGGAGGAGGAGUUCCCGGAGGAGGAGGAAGACGAGGAGGAGGAGGAGGAAGAGGAGGAGGAGGAGUACUUCGACGAGGAAGACGAGGACUUCGAGGAGGAGGAAUUCGAGGAGGAGGAAGAGCUGGGGGAGGAGGAGGAAGAGGAGGAGGAGUACGAGGAGGAGGAAGGCCUGUCGGAGGAAGAGGAGGAGGAAGAGGAGGGGGCCCUGUCGGAGGAAGAGCGGGCACCCCCCGGCCCCCAGGAGCCGCCAGCCGCACCCGGGGAGCCGGACGACCUCAUCAUGGAGGUAGAGGAGAGCCAGGCAGCUGAGCCGCCACCCCACGAGGAGGAGGAGGAGAAUGAGGAGGAGGUGGUGGUCAUGAAGACUAGCCCCCCGGCCGCCCCCCAGCCACUGGAGGAGGACGAGGAGCUGCCGCCGGCGCCGCCCACCCCGCCCCAGCGGGCCAGCCCCCUCCAGGCCCCGCCUCCCACCCAGGAGGAGAUGGAGGAGGAGCCCCCACUGCUGGAAGCCCCGCCCCCUGCCCUGGAGGAGGAGCAGCCGCCCCCCAAGGAGGAGGGGGCGCCCCCAGCGGGGGAUCCGGGGGAGGGCGCCGGAGAGGGGGCCCAGCCCAGCCCCAAGGGGGAGCAGCCGGCAGUGAAGGCAGAGGUGGAGGUGGACGAGACGGCGACCAUGCUGGCUGACUUCAUUGACUGCCCUCCGGACGACGAGAAGGGGCCCCCCGAACCCGGCCCCUAGGGGAGCCCCCGACAUGCCUGCCCAUCCCCGGGAACCCCCCAACCAACCUCCCCCCUCCACUGUGUGUGUCGGAUAGUUCAAUAAACACCCCUCUAGCGCCAG